Messenger RNA from Botrytis porri, 3486 nucleotides. RefSeq lists its product as uncharacterized. Gene Ontology annotation, molecular function: DNA binding. Gene Ontology annotation, biological process: replication fork arrest; DNA repair; DNA replication checkpoint signaling. The transcript is spliced from 3 exons. Gene Ontology annotation, cellular component: replication fork protection complex. Lineage: Eukaryota; Fungi; Ascomycota; Leotiomycetes; Helotiales; Sclerotiniaceae. The coding region runs from base 1 to 3486 and encodes 1161 amino acids. The record is from RefSeq and is a predicted model, not a curated record.
AUGGAGUUCUCUGGUGGUAAAAGGGACGUGGUAGAUCCUGAAGUUAGAGCUUAUGUGAAUAGUUUGGUUACAGCUUUGGGAGGAAGCGGAGCAGAUGAAGAGGGACGAUACGUUCUGGGAGAUGAUGCAUUGGCAUGUUUACGAGAUCUCAAAAAAUGGCUAAAGCUCUAUGACGAGAAAGCGAAUCGAUUAGACGUUGCAAGAUGUCUCGCAGAAUCCAAUUUGGUAGGAGGAGAUCUUCUACAAAUCCUCGCAGCAUGGCCCGAGAAUGCCACGGACGAUCGAUUGAAGUCGAAGAUAGCGCUGGCAUGUAUGGAAUUAUUGGUACCAUUAACUUGGCCAUUGGAUAAGAACAAGGAAAUGACAGUCAAUCACCACCGACACGUACCAUAUUUGGAGAUUGCGCAAGUGGGAUAUAAGAGGUCGAUACUUGGUUUCGAUGGAGCAAGAAUAUUACAUACUGCGGUCAGAUGCGCACUGCCAGCCAUGGCCGUGGAUAUUGGAGAUCGAAGUACAAGAGAUGAGGGUAUCGUCAAAUUGAUUUUAUACUUUCUGCGGAAUAUCGCUAUGAUUGCACCUCCACCAAAUGGUCAAUAUGAAGGCGAUGAAACGGAAAUCUCACGAUCUGCGACAAUUGAUGCUUUCGACUACCAAGACAUAUUUCAUCUCCUUUUGAUGGUGUGUUCAACAAUGGGGGCAGAAUUCAACACCCAGGACGUUGUGGUCAUGGACGUUAUCUUCCAUUUGGUCAAAGGAGUAGAUGUCGAAAAGUUAUUCUUCAGCGAGAAGGCCAUGGACAAUAGCAAAACAGAUGAGCUGGUUAGAUUACGGAAGAAAGAACAAGCAAUGCUUCGAAGUUAUCAAACGAAUGCUCCCACGAGACAUAACCGAUUCGGAACUAUGGCCUGGAUGCAGCGAGAUGAUGCGAAAAUGACCACAAUCUCUGGCCAGGCCGCGCUAAGAACGGGAAGAGGAGGACUUGAUAAAAUGGAUAGCACUAAGAAGUUCAAACCGCCUAGGAGAGCAGUCAAGGGAGAAAGUGGACCGCUAGCUUUUGACAAUCCAGUUCCUCUCAAUGCAUCAGCGACGAACAAUUUACGGGCAUUUGUUGAGGAAUUUCUCGAUUCUGGAUUUAACCCCCUUUUCACUCACCUUCGAAAAGCCAUUGACAGAGAAGCUGAAAGAGUGCUUGAAUAUCAUCAACGCCAAUUCUUCUACUUGAUUUCGUGGUUUCUUGAGGCGGAAAGAGUGAGGAGAAAGAGCAAGAAGCCUUCUAGAAGUAAAGUUCCAGAAGAGGUGGAUAGUUUUGCCCUGGUUGCAAGUGUGCUCAAUCAAGAGAUGUUCAUCACACUCAAUAGGGCGAUGGAUCUUAAUUUUGAGAACAAAAACUGGUAUGAUUUGAGUGCAGCCAUGAAAUGCUUCACUCAAAUUCUUCUCACCGUUCAAGAGAUGGCAGAUUCACCUCUUGAGGCCGACCAGGAAAUUGCGGAGAAUAUUCUGGCACGUAUAUUCUAUGAGGACACAACCCACGAGCGAGUGGCUAUGAUAACCAGAACCGAUAAAGACCAGGGAUUUGGUUAUCUUGAUUCUUGCACAGAGCUUACACAUAAUUAUAUGCGUAUCCUGGAACAGUACUCGAAACAAAAUGUUGAUAUGCAAGUAAGAUCUAGGAGACGCACACGGAGAAAGAAGAAGGCUGCUAAAGAUGCAGGAGAAGAUAUAGGCGAUGACAAUAUAGUUGAUGAAUCUGAUGGUGAAGAUGAGGCACGAGCACAGAAAGAAUCCUCAGAGCGGAAGUUCGAUUAUAAACGCUUCGCUGCUAGAUUUCUGUCUCAAGGCUGUAUCGAUACAUUUGUCUCUUUCACGAAGUAUUAUCUUGAUCUAAAACCAGCCCAAUUGAAGCGAGCUCACAGAUUCUUCUACCGAGUAGCCUUCAAGCAAGAUAUGAGUGUCAUGUUGUUUAGAGUCGAUAUUAUACAUUUGUUUUAUACUAUGAUCAAAGGUCCAGGAGGCUUAGAUCCUCAAUCACCUUCUUACAAAGAGUGGGACGAAAUGGUAAAGCAACUAUUGAAGAAAUGCACGAGAAAAAUCCAAGAGCGUCCGGAGCUUGUUGUGGAAAUGCUCUUUUCUAAAACCAAUAGCACUGCGCAUUUCUUGGAAUAUGGCUAUGAAAAACAGACGAUAUCUACAAAACCUAAAGCAGCAGCUGAGUUAGAAGUAAAGGGUGGAUUAGAAUGGGAGGAUCAAAUUGGUGUUGCUGUUGCCGCUUUACUUGAUAGAAAUGAAGCUGAACAUAUCGAAUGGGUUAAGUCGCAACUAUCAUCUGCAGAGGAUGAAAGGAGAAGUUGGGAGGCGGCCAAUCAGGCUUUGCAAUCCGUUGAGAAAGAUCCACUUGUGGAGAAUGAAGAGACUCAUGCCACAGAGGUCGAACCUCCAAAGGCGCCUUCUAUCCUUCUCAAACCAGACAAUGACGAUCGAAAAACGGCUAUGUUCAAGAAUGGCUAUUUGCGCCUAUUGGUAAAGCUCGUUGGUCUCACUAGUAUUGGACCCGCCGACGACCCCGAUGCCUCCUGGUAUUUCCCAUCGGCAAAGUCAGCAGAUCAGAUAAAAGAAGCCCUAGAUUUAAUCAAGAAAUUCGAGUUUGCCCCGCCAACCUUCGACGAUGGUAAAGGAGCGCUUGACCAGAUAAGAAGAGUGUCUGCUGGGAUCAACAGGAAACGAUCUGCAUUCGAUGAUGAUUCAGAUGACGGCAUUGAUAACGAUGAAGAAGAAGAGGAACUACUCUUCCAGCCCGGUGGACCUACAGCAAUGAAAAAAUCAAAUGCUUUGAAAGCUCUAAAGAAAAGUCGAAGAAGACGCAGAAAGGAUGGAAGUGAUGAACCCGAAAGUCGCGGGCUAACAGAUGAGCAAAUUGAAGCUCGGGCAGCAGCUAGAAGAGCGAGAGAGUUAGAAAAGAACCGCAAAAUUAAGAGUGAACUAUAUGUUCAUGAUAGUGACGAUGACAAAGAGAAUGAUCGAAUAUUCUUUGAAGCAGAGGAGAGGCUUAGGCAGCAGAAUAAGAUAACUAUCAUGAAGGAGUUAUUGGGGGUCGGUCAGCAAAGGGAAAGUGGAAAGAAGAGGAUGGCAGGUGCGUUAGAAGGGGAGGGAGACGGAGAUAGCGAUGAAGUUAUGGCUAUGACCUCGAACAAAAAGAGGGCAAGCAGCGCGAUUUCGCUGGAUAGUGAUGAAGAGGGUGGUGUAGGUGCAAAUGAUCCAGAAUCCGAAGAGGAAGAAGCAGAUAAUACGGACACUCCAAUAUCGAGUCCACAUAGAUCAGCAGAGCCAAAAAGGCGCAAAGUGUUGAGCGAUGACGAUGAUGAUGAGCCUUUGGCGAAAGAUGCGAUGGAGAUAGAUGAUGAGGAUGAAGAAAAUAUUGUACCAGUGGCGAAUUCAAGGAGACCGAGAGUUAGAGCAGGCUUUAUUAUGGAUAGUAGUGACGAUGAAUGA